This is a messenger RNA of Zygotorulaspora mrakii, 1128 nucleotides long. It is a transcript of the gene RAI1, whose product is annotated as decapping nuclease. The transcript has a single exon. Gene Ontology annotation, biological process: NAD-cap decapping; nuclear-transcribed mRNA catabolic process. The coding region runs from base 1 to 1128 and encodes 375 amino acids. The record is from RefSeq and is a predicted model, not a curated record. Gene Ontology annotation, cellular component: cytosol; nucleus. Lineage: Eukaryota; Fungi; Ascomycota; Saccharomycetes; Saccharomycetales; Saccharomycetaceae. Gene Ontology annotation, molecular function: mRNA 5'-diphosphatase activity.
AUGGUGGUAACGGCAAACCUUUUCGUAAAGCAACGUGGCAGUACUACCGCCUUAAAACAGCCCAAGGAAUUCUCAACGUACUCAAGGACGUCGGAGGAUCAGUUCUUUAUUGAUGAUGACAGGAACCUGAGAUAUUACUACCUUCCUGAUGCAGCAAUGGACUCAAGACCAGACUUGGCAUCAGGAGUGAAAAAGAUGAAGGACAAGACGUUUCCAGAUCCUUGUACGCUACAUGGAUUACUAAAAGCGAUCAAGAGCAAUGAGGAGCGCAAACAGAAAAGUGUCAAGGCGGAUAUUAUCACAUUUAGGGGGAUAAUAAGGAAACUGAUUUCUACCGCGUUUGAUAGUCCGUCAUUCAAUCCUGUAAAUCUCCGGAUUGUCUCAUUUGAUGGCCAAUUGUUCAUAAAGGACGUAUUCUCCUCAGAUGUGGAGUUGAAAUCGAAAGAGGCAGAUGCCAAAGCAUGCUUUUCCGGAUACAAGUUUGAAAGUCUGGCUACCUUGCCUCAACCUUUACCGUAUGUCACUAGGGAAUUAUUGGAAAAGAGGCCUAAACGAAUUGUCAAUAGUGGAGAGGAAUUUAUUUCAGUCGUAAGAACUGGUGUAGGAAGCACUAAACUUAUCCUUGGUGCUGAAAUAGAUUGCGUAUUUGAUUUUAAAGAGGAGGGUAAAGAUAACUUAAAACACUAUGCCGAACUGAAAUGCACAGGAACUGUAACAAAUGCUGCACAAGCGCGAAAAUUCGAAAGGAAAAUCUUUAAAACAUGGCUUCAAUGCUUUUUAGUGGGUAUUCCAAGAAUUAUAUAUGGUUUCAGGGAUGAGAAAUAUAUUCUUAAGUCAAUUGAAGAGUUUUCUACCGAUGAAGUUCCAUUACUAUUGAAAUCAAAUAAUCCUGCUCUUUGUUCUGCAUGCAUAGAUGCGAUCAAAUGGUACGGUGCUUUCACCGAAUGGCUUUUAAAGACUAUACCUAGGGACUCACCAUCAGAAAUCAAGGCUUACAUGCUGGUGUUUGAGAAUAACCAUUUAAGAUUGACGGAGAUUGAACAAGGACAUGAGGAAUAUGAUGGCCUUGUAAAAGGCGAAGUUGUUCUGAGCCAAGAAUUUAGAGAGUGGCGAAAAUCCCUUGCAUAG